Messenger RNA from Anopheles maculipalpis, 694 nucleotides. RefSeq names its product acylpyruvase FAHD1, mitochondrial. The coding region runs from base 5 to 694 and encodes 229 amino acids. The transcript has 2 exons. The record is from RefSeq and is a predicted model, not a curated record. Lineage: Eukaryota; Metazoa; Arthropoda; Insecta; Diptera; Culicidae. Gene Ontology annotation, cellular component: mitochondrion. Gene Ontology annotation, molecular function: acetylpyruvate hydrolase activity.
CAAGAUGCCCACAACCAAGUUCUUUCAAUCAACCAGAAAAAUCAUCGGAGCAGGUGUCAACUACAAAGAAAUUUUGCGCCUCACAAACGCUCCGAAACCGGACGCUCCCGUCAUCUUCUUUAAACCCAUCUCAUCCCUGUUGGAUGUGCCGUCCGGUACUGCUGCCAAUGGCAAUCCCUCCUCCACUGCAACAAUUCGCAUACCGCGAGUCUUCGGUGGCGUGAUCAACUUUGAAGCCGAGCUGGGCGUCAUCAUCGGUCGGCGCUGUUCGAAUGUUACCAGCGACCAGGCGAUGUCGUACAUCGGUGGCUACUGUUUAGCACUCGAUAUGACCGGUAUGGACUUUAUACUGGACGCUAGACCCAAAGGGCUGCCGUGGUGUCUUGGCAAAGGUUUCGACACAUCGACACCGGUAAGCGGGUUGAUAUCACGUGCCGAGUUUCCCAACCCGAACGAUGUGCGCGUCUGGUGCGAUAUUAACGGUGUACGGAAACAGGACGACAGUACGCGCAAUCUGAUCUUCCCGAUAGCGGAACUGAUUGCGUACGUAUCGCGAUACAUGACGCUGGAGGAGAAUGAUUUGCUGCUGACAGGAACACCAGCCGGUGCGGGGCCGGUACGCCAUGGGGACAUAAUCGAGUGUGGGCUGGGCGAUGGGUUGGUGACGAUGCGUUGCACCGUGGCAGACGAGUAG